CUAUCUCUGUUAUCUCUAGGUGACCCCUUUCUCUUCGGUUUCAAUUGGGGUCGCCCAAAAUCACAAAAAAAGAAGAAAAUUUUUGAAAGAAGAAAGAAAAACCCAAAAAUCUCACUAAAUUAUUAGUCAACUUUGAUUCAAAAAAGUUAUUUUCCCCCAUUUUUUUGGAUAUAUUUUUCAACCAUGUCGGAAAUGGCCAACACCGAUCCGGAAGGAAUAGACGCCGUGCGAAUGACGUGGAACGUUUGGCCGCGUACCAAAGUCGAAGCCAGCAAGUGUGUGGUACCGUUGGCGGCUACCAUCUCUCCGAUCCGCUCGCAUCCGGACAUCCCCACUCUCCCUUACGCGCCUCUACGGUGCAGGACGUGUACGGCUGCUCUCAACGCCUUCGCGCGCGUUGACUUUACCGCCAAGAUCUGGAUCUGCCCUUUCUGUUACCAGCGCAACCAUUUCCCGCCUCACUACGCCAUGAUCUCCGAGACGAACCUCCCGUGCGAACUCUACCCGCAGUACACCACCGUGCAAUACGCGCUCUAUCCCGAUCCGAACAACCCUGCCAGUGCUCCUCAAUUUCCGCCGGUGUUUGUAUUCGUGUUGGAUACUUGCAUGAUCGAGGAAGAGCUUGGGUUUGUCAAAUCAGCGAUGAAGCAGGCGAUUGGGUUGUUGCCAGAAAACGCGCUUGUUGGGUUCGUUUCGUUUGGGACUCAAGCUCAUGUCCAUGAAUUGGGGUUCUCGGAUAUGUCGAAGGUCUAUGUUUUCAGGGGUAGUAAGGAGGUUUCCAAAGAGCAGGUGUUGGAGCAGUUGGGCCUUGGUGCUUCCGGUCGGCGGCCAACUCCCGGGCAUCCGAAAGGCCUACAAAAUGGGUACACGGAUACUGGUGUUAAUAGGUUCUUAUUGCCUGCUGCUGAUUGUGAAUUCACGCUGAAUUCGUUGUUGGAUGAGUUACACACGGAUCAAUGGCCUGUAAAAGCGGGGCAGAGAGCUUUAAGGUGCACCGGGGUUGCCUUAAGUGUUGCAGCUGGAUUGCUUGGAGCAUGCAUGCCAGGUACUGGUGCUCGGAUUGUUGCCCUGGUUGGUGGUCCAUGUACUGAAGGUCCUGGGACGAUUGUAUCAGAAGAUUUGUCGGAGCCUGUGCGUUCCCAUAAAGAUCUUGAUAAGGAUGCUGUUCCUUAUUUUAAGAAAGCCGUCAAAUUCUAUGAUAGUCUUGCUAAACAGUUGGUUAGCCAGGGUCAUGUUCUCGACCUUUUUGCAUCAGCACUUGAUCAGGUUGGGGUUGCUGAAAUGAAAGUUGCAGUUGAGAGAACAGGUGGCCUUGUUGUUCUAGCAGAAAGUUUUGGUCAUCCUGUAUUCAAAGAUUCUUUCAAGCGCAUGUUUGAGGAUGGGGAACAGUCUCUUGGCCUCUGUUUUAAUGGCACCCUUGAGAUCAACUGUUCUAAAGACAUCAAGAUCCAGGGGGUUAUUGGGCCUUGCACAUCUUUGGAGAAGAAAGGACCUAAUGUUGCUGACACAGUCAUUGGUGAGGGGAACACUACAGCAUGGAAAAUGUGUGGUCUUGACAAGAGUACUUGUUUGACGGUUUUAUUUGAUCUUUCAUCUAGUGACCGAUCAAAUGCUCCUGGAGUUGCAAAUCCACAGCUCUAUUUGCAGUUUCUUACAAGCUAUCAAGACCCUGACGGUAAAACAAUGCUUCGAGUUACAACUGUGACUAGACAAUGGGUAGACAGUGCUGUUAGUUCAGAGGAACUAAUUCAAGGUUUUGAUCAAGAGACUGCGGCUGUUGUAAUGGCAAGAGUAACCUCCCAGAAAAUGGAGAUGGAGGAGGGGUUUGAUGCUACAAGGUGGCUAGACCGGAAUCUCAUUCGACUUUGUUCCAAAUUUGGCGACUAUCGAAAGGAUGAUCCAUCAUCUUUUACAUUAAACCCUUGUUUUUCUUUGUUUCCUCAGUUUAUGUUUAAUCUGCGACGAUCACAAUUUAUGCAGGUUUUUAACAAUAGUCCAGAUGAAACUGCCUAUUUUCGCAUGUUAUUAAACAGGGAAAAUAUUACAAAUGCUGCUGUCAUGAUUCAACCAUCAUUAAUAGCAUAUUCAUUUAACUCGCUACCCCAGCCAGCGUUAUUGGAUGUGGCCUCCAUUUCAGCUGAUCGUAUUCUCUUGCUGGAUUCAUAUUUUAGUAUUGUAAUUUUCCAUGGCAUGACGAUAGCACAAUGGCGCAACAUGGGUUACCAGAACCAGCCUGAACACCAGGCCUUUGCACAGCUUUUGCAAGCACCCCAGACGGAUGCACAAAUGAUUAUUCGGGAUCGCUUCCCUGUCCCUAGAUUGGUUGUAUGUGAUCAACAUGGAUCCCAGGCUAGAUUUUUAUUGGCGAAGUUGAACCCGUCAGCAACAUACAAUAAUGCAAAUGAAAUGGCUGCUGGAUCAGAUGUAAUCUUUACGGAUGAUGUAAGCUUACAAGUCUUCUUCGAGCAUCUCCAGAAAUUGGCUGUACAAUCUUGAUCUUCGAAGAUAGUUGGAAGGCUUGUGAUUUCUGGAUUCGUCAUGAGUUCUGUAUCCUGAUCCCCACUCUUGCAUCAGUUCUUUUUACCUUUUCCAUUGAAUUUACGAAUGAGGCAUCGAUCACCAUCACAGUAUUUGAUAAAAACAAGGGAUACAGUUAGCACCGUAUUGACCCUUUGAGGGUUUCCGGGAAGUUAUCUGGUCAAUAAGCGUAGCAUCAAAGAGGUCAGUUGAGUUGUUUUUCUUAAAAAAAUUACAGGGAAGUUAUUGGUGAGGAUUUAUUCAAUUAGGAACAUAUUUUGACAGAACAAUUUUGUUCUCUUUUUGGGAUAUUGAAUACAGAUGAGGUGUGUGUAUUUGUGUA
This is a messenger RNA of Hibiscus syriacus, 2860 nucleotides long. Its product is annotated as protein transport protein SEC23-like. The transcript is spliced from 12 exons. Gene Ontology annotation, molecular function: zinc ion binding; GTPase activator activity. Gene Ontology annotation, biological process: intracellular protein transport; COPII-coated vesicle cargo loading; COPII-coated vesicle budding. Bases 184 to 2496 code for a protein of 770 amino acids. Gene Ontology annotation, cellular component: endoplasmic reticulum exit site; COPII vesicle coat. The record is from RefSeq and is a predicted model, not a curated record. Lineage: Eukaryota; Viridiplantae; Streptophyta; Magnoliopsida; Malvales; Malvaceae.